Xyrauchen texanus (razorback sucker) is the source of this 1806-nucleotide messenger RNA. RefSeq names its product Raf-1 proto-oncogene, serine/threonine kinase b (gene raf1b). NCBI's taxonomy places the organism in Eukaryota, Metazoa, Chordata, Actinopteri, Cypriniformes, Catostomidae. The record is from RefSeq and is a predicted model, not a curated record. Gene Ontology annotation, biological process: protein phosphorylation; signal transduction. Gene Ontology annotation, cellular component: plasma membrane; cytosol; mitochondrion. Gene Ontology annotation, molecular function: ATP binding; protein kinase activity. The transcript has 15 exons.
AUGGAGCAUUUUCAAGGGGCCUGGAAAAGCAUCAGUCAUGGAUUUGGAUGCAAAGACUCUGUGUUUGAAGACUCCUGUAUGUCUCCCACCAUUCUCAAGAACUACCCUUAUCACAGAUUAUCAGAUGAUGGGAGAAUCCCAGACUCGAAAACUAGCAGCACAAUCCGCGUCUACUUGCCCAACAAACAACGCACUGUGGUGAAUGUACGACCAGGCAUGACGCUGCACAACUGCCUCAUCAAAGCCCUGAAAGUUCGGGGACUUCAGCCAGAAUGCUGUGCUGUUUUCAAACUGCACCCAGAACACACCAAACACCAAAAGUGCAGGAUGGAUUGGAACACUGAUUCUACCUCACUCGUUGGAGAGGAGCUGCUGGUGGAAGUCUUAGAUCACGUACCUCUGACCACACAUAAUUUUGUACGAAAAACAUUUUUAAAGUUGGCCUUUUGUGACAUAUGUCAGAAGUUUCUUCUACACGGCUUUCGAUGUCAGACAUGUGGCUACAAGUUUCAUGAGCAAUGCAGCACCAAAGUGCCCACCAUGUGCGUGUACUGGAGCAACAUUCAACAGCUCUUUCCUUCUUACAGAUACUCCACGCCAAAUUCUUUCAACUACGUCACCCACUUGCCGUCUUCUGGUGUUUCUCUCAGUCAUAAUAAGGUGCUGUCCACAUCCACCCCCAAUGUCCACAUGGUCAGCACCACCCAACCAGUUGACGAAGCUGCUUAUCAGGAAGCAUUGGGAAGUGAUGAAUUAGGUAAUCAGGUUUGAAGUCCAACAGAGCAGUCGAAAACCCCAGUUCCAGCUCAAAGAGAGAGAGCAUCGUCAACUAAAACUCAGGAAAAAAACAAAAUUUGUCCUCGUGAAAAGAGAGAUUCCAGUUAUUACUGGGAGAUUGAGGACAAAGAGGUGGUUCUCUACUCCAAGAUUGGCUCAGGGUCUUUUGGCACAGUUUACAAAGGGAAGUGGCAUGGUGACGUUGCUGUGAAGAUUUUAAAGGUCACAGCUCCGACACCAGAGCAGUUUCAGGCCUUUCGCAAUGAAGUGGCUGUUCUCAGGAAGACCAGACAUGUCAAUAUUGUUUUGUUUAUGGGAUACAUGACCAAGGCAAAGUUGGCCAUUGUGACACAGUGGUGUGAAGGCAGUAGUCUCUACAAACAUCUACACGUACAAGAGACAAACUUCCAGAUGUUUCAGCUGAUCGACAUCUCAAGACAGACAGCUCAGGGCAUGGAUUAUUUACAUGCAAAGAAUAUCAUCCACCGGGAUAUGAAAUCAAACAAUAUCUUUCUGCAUGAAGGUUUGUCAGUGAAGAUUGGAGAUUUUGGUCUGGCCACAGUGAAAGCUAGGUGGAGCGGCUCGUGUAGAGUAGAGCAGCCCUCUGGGUCAAUUCUGUGGAUGGCUCCUGAAGUCAUCCGGAUGCAGGACAAUAAUCCGUACAGUUUUCAGUCGGAUGUAUACUCUUACGGUAUCGUCCUGUAUGAGCUGAUGACAGGAGAAUUGCCUUAUUCUAUGAUUGGAAACAGAGAUCAGAUCAUCUUUAUGGUAGGCAGAGGCUACCUCACUCCAGAUCUUAGUAAACUGUACAAGAGCUGUCCUAAUGCCAUGAAGAGACUCGUCGCUGACUGCAUACAGAAGUCCAAAGAUGAAAGGCCAUUGUUUCCACAGAUUCUGUCCUCAAUAGAGCUUCUCCAGCACUCCCUCCCUAAAAUAAACCGCAGCGCAUCCGAGCCAUCACUACACAGAGCCUCGCACACGGAAGACAUCAACGUCUGCACUCUAGCACACUCGUCUGCCUUCAAGUGA